CAAUCCCUAGCUAGAAUUACGAUUGGAGAAUGAUAUGAUGAUAAUUACUCAAUUUUCCUUCUCUUUUCCUCUAAUUUCGAAUUCCUUUUUUGUUUUCUCUCCAUUGUAUGUUGGAGAAAUUGAAUUUGAAAUUGCAUAGCAGAAGAUGCAAGUGGAAUGGAAUUCUACUUGUUUGUGUAUCGAGACAUUUAUACAGAUCUUUACUGGCCAGCACUAUGCCUUGCUGCCUGCUUUGUUUCUGUAGCAUUGCUUCUUUCACUUCUCCUAACUUUCCAGCAUCUCCGCUGGUACACCAGACCUUCGGAGCAAAAAUGGGUUGUUGCUGUUAUCUUUAUAGUUCCAGUGUAUGCAACCCAAUCAAUUGUGUCCUUGUGGAAUGCAAACUUGUCCCUUGCCUGUGAUAUAUUGAGAAAUUGCUAUGAAGCAUUUGCUCUUUAUGCAUUUGGGAGCUACCUAGUUGCGUGCCUCGGUGGUGAACUGCAAGUCAUGGAGAUUCUUGAAGAUGAAGCAAAGAAGCAACUUAGCAAGCCAUUGCUCGAAAAGGAAAAGAGUUCACAACUACAACACGGGACAUUUUGCAACUUUAUCUUUCAUCCAUGCUUGCUUGGAAAGGAGUUGUUCUCUAUAAUAAGAUUUGGUUUAGUACAAUAUAUGAUUUUGAAGACUUUUUGCGCACUCUUAGCACUUCUCCUUGAGCUCUGUGGAGUGUAUGGUGACGGAGAAUUUAAGUGGAACUGUGGGUACCCAUAUAUAACAAUAGUUUUGAAUUUUAGCCAGAUGUGGGCCUUGUAUUGCCUCAUCCAGUUUUACAAUGUAACACACGGAAAACUCCAACCCAUAAAACCGCUUGCAAAGUUUAUAAGCUUCAAGGCUAUUGUAUUUGCAACAUGGUGGCAAGGUGUUGGCAUUGUCCUGUUGUGCAAUUUUGGUGCUCUGCCAAAGGAGAAAAAGUUUAAAUCCGGGCUGCAGGAUUUUAUGAUUUGCACAGAGAUGGCAAUUGCAGCUGUAGCUCACAUAUUUGUCUUCUCAGCAAAACCCUAUCAUUUUGUACCGGCAUCAAGCUAUGGGAAGGUUACCACCGAAGAGACAACUCCUGUAGUUGAGAUACAUGAAAGUGAUAAAGAAGAAGAGGCAGUUGUCGAGAAAACAGAAACCACGGUCGAGGCACCCGGAACAAAUAUAACAGAAAGCGUUCAGGAUAUUGUCGUUGAAGGAGGCCAUAAGGUUGUGAAGGACGUCGUGCUAACUAUCAGCCAGGCGAUUGAGCCAGUGCAUGAUGGGAUGACAAAGAUCCAGGAGACGUUCCAUCAUAUCUCAGUGUCGUCACCAUCGGGUAGUAAAGAUGAGCUGCCGCUGGUGAGGGAGCACUACAAGAAUAUCAUAAAGGAACCCGAACCCGACUGAGCAAACCGUAAGUACUGGCUAUAGAUAUCCCACGUUAAUACUACAAGCUAAUGUCUGUUUAGAGCAAUGCCAGAAAAGCCGCCUUCUUGGCAAUGAACAGCAUUUGGUUUGGAUAGUUUGCAUGCAGUAAGUGUGGAACUCAACUGUGAGGUUUACAAUGUACUCCUUUGUUACACGAAUAUAUUUUAUUUAUUGAUUAGAAAUUAGUAGUGCGAUCAUGUUUUUUCUUCUUAUGAAACCUUAUACUAA
Messenger RNA from Salvia splendens (bonfire salvia), 1653 nucleotides. Its product is annotated as protein LAZ1 homolog 2. The transcript has 9 exons. NCBI's taxonomy places the organism in Eukaryota, Viridiplantae, Streptophyta, Magnoliopsida, Lamiales, Lamiaceae. The coding region runs from base 157 to 1404 and encodes 415 amino acids. The record is from RefSeq and is a predicted model, not a curated record.